AUCAAAGUACUCUCAGCCAGUUUUUUAUCAGCCAGUGAGCAUUGUCGUGGUCUUAGACGUGAUUUAGUGUUUGCUUUGGAUUUAUCUUUUUCUGUCUAUUCUAUUCUGCCUUAACUCAGCUUUUUUCUAAUAAAAUAAAAUAAUAAUUAUUGAUGAUAAUAACAACAACUAUAAAAGAGAAUCAUUAACUAGAGACGUAUUAAAUAUUCACUUUGAUAAUUAAGUGAUAAAGGUAUGGAAUUAUCGCGUGUAUGGAUAUUACUUGUAUGUUGCUUACUGGCAGUAGGGAAUGUUACAUCCGCACCGAGUCCUCAGGAGCCGGCGUUUGAACUUCCAGUCCAAUUAGUCGGAUUUCCUGUCAUCAUUGCUGCUGUCAGAAUAACUAAUUUCAUUAAGAAAUUGGCCUACUCACUCAAUCCCCAGACUUAUAUGAAACGAAGUAAAAGAUCUUCUCACGAUGAAGAGAUAUUAGAUAUUGACCAAGUUGAGAAAAAAUUAGUGGCCGAAAUGGGAGAAAAAGUUUGCAUUUAUGAGAGAACUUGUGCUAAAUUUGCAGCUAUCGCACUGAAAAAAGGACAUCGUGAUCCAAGUCUUGAUUGGGAUGAAAUAUUUAGCCGAUACAAGUCAUCGCCAGAUCCAAUGAAAGAAAAUUAUCUACUGAGUGUUUUCAUGGGAGAAAUAAUUGGCAGCCCCAGACUUUGUCAUCAGCUUUCCAAGCGACGAGCUUGCGAUAGUGAUCUAUCCGAUUGAUAAAAAUUAAAAUUUUUCACUUACUUAGAAAAAAUUAAUGCAAGUAAUUGACCUCCGAAUAACAAAGCAACAAAACGAAAUUCUCAUUCAAUACCUCAACUAAUCACAAUAUUAUUUCCGUAGAUAUUUUCAUUGGACCCGGAACAAACGUGCUAUAAAUAAAUAUAAGUGAAAUUUAUAUAAGCGAUAAAUAGAUGUAAAUAUGUGAUUUUUUGUAUAGUCUCCUUUAGUUACUUAAUCAUAAAACGUUGAAGAGCAAAGCUGUGUAUUAUCUUGUCAAUCGACAAUUACCUCAUAUUUUUUAAAAUUUUAUUUACGUUAAAUAUUUAAAAUGUACAAUGAGUUUGUAAAAAUUAUUUUUUAUGUAAUUUUUGAGUAAAUAAAUAAAUAAAAUAAAUUA
Microplitis mediator is the source of this 1150-nucleotide messenger RNA. RefSeq lists its product as uncharacterized. The transcript has 4 exons. The record is from RefSeq and is a predicted model, not a curated record. NCBI's taxonomy places the organism in Eukaryota, Metazoa, Arthropoda, Insecta, Hymenoptera, Braconidae. The coding region runs from base 235 to 750 and encodes 171 amino acids.